Molecule: messenger RNA, 2225 nt
Organism: Amborella trichopoda
Lineage: Eukaryota; Viridiplantae; Streptophyta; Magnoliopsida; Amborellales; Amborellaceae
Product: RING/U-box superfamily protein
Source: RefSeq, a predicted model, not a curated record
CGUGCGGUACCGGAAAAUUUAUUCCCGGCGAAAUUUCGGUCGAGAUAGGGGGUUGAUUUCAGCGUCUUGCAUUUGUUUCAAGACUUACCGUCUCUGUUUUAAGCUCUGCAAGUGAAAAAUUUCGGGAACAUGUGAAAUUUCGGCGUUUAUAGGUCUCUCUGCUAGCUCCGGUUCCUGCCUCCAUGGCGUUCGACUGAAUUCAAGUGUUGUUCAUUCCCAUGAACCUCAGAAAACGUGAAGCUUUGAAACUCUCAUGAGUUCUCGAGCUGACGGAAAAUCCGUUGAAGUUUGCAGGAUUUCUAAUAAAUUAGUGAUUCCGGCGAAAUCUGGAGGUUUUUUGGGCGAAAAUCGAAGUUCUGGUGAAAUUUUCAGAGUUAAUGAAGCUUUUUCCAUUGCUUCAAUGGAAAUUCAGUGAAUUCCAAAGAAAAAGCUAACUCUUCAAACCUAUCAGCCAAGGCCUAUCAAUUCGAAGUUGCAGAGAUCAUUUCAAAGUCGAAGAGACCAAUUCCCACUUCACAGAGGACAGAGAUCAUUUUAAACUCCUAUCUGUGCUUUCCCGGCAACGCUAUAAAUUCCGGUCAUUUCCCUUCGCUUCCAUUUCUGGCCAAAAAUAUCAGUCACCUUCAUUCUCAAAAGCAUUUCUCUGAUGCAUCAAUGGCGACUCUCUAUCUCCCUCCUCUUCUGUUUCCUCCAUGCCAUGGCUCAAUCAAGCCUUCAAGAACCAGGUCAAGAGUCUCAAGACCCGACCGGAAAUGUAGCCAUGGCCUUCAAGCCAAGCAUCGCAGUCAUAAUCGGCGUUUUAGCCAUCAUGUUUUCCCUAACCUUCCUCCUCCUAAUGUACGCCAAGUUUUGCCAGGCCAACAAUGGCGUCGAGCUCUUCAAUCCGAUUGACCAGACCGCUGUUCUCGGUCAAACCAGAGCUCGAUUCUCAGGAAUCGACAAGACACUGAUUGAAUCCCUUCCAUUUUUCAGGUUUUCUACUCUGAAAGGGGCCAAACAGGGUUUAGAAUGCGCCGUUUGUCUCUCUAAAUUCGAAGAUCCAGAGAUUUUGAGGUUUCUACCGAAGUGUAAGCACGCAUUUCACAUCGAUUGUGUCGAUCGAUGGCUCGAAAGCCAUUCGAGCUGUCCAUUGUGCAGGCACAAAGUGCAAGCAGAGGACCUUAGGGUCUUCACUUACUCGAAUAGCUUGAGAUUAUCGAGAAACCAGUCGGAAUUGACAGAUGAGAUCUUUGUUCGAAGAGAACCGGAGGCGAACAACUGCGGAUCUUCUUCGAGGUUCAGCAUUGGAGGAAGUUUCAGGAAAAACAGCAUUGGAGGAAGUUCCAAGAAAAAACCGAGACAGAUAGAGAAAGAGAAAGAGAAAGAGUCAUUGCUUCUUCCUUCAGCUUCAUCUGAGCUUGAAAAUGGAAAUGAUUCGAAUAAUUCGAAUUUGCUCAGCAAAAUUUCAACUGAUUCGGAAUCAUUUCAUAAAUUUAAGCAUAAGAUUAUAGUCUCCGAUUUCGUAUCGAGGCACAGAUGGAGCGAUGUGAACGCUUCUGAUCUUCUCUUUCUCAACUCUGAGCUUUUGGCUUCAGUGUCGAGUAAGCGGUUCGGCUCGGUUCUGGAUUUUGGUUCGGUUUCAAGUAGAAGGUUCAAGGCAGAUGCCGACUUAGGUUCGGUUCCGAGUACAAGGUUCGGGAUGGGCUCAGACAGGGGGUUCAGGACACGAGAUUCAUCCGAUGUUGAUGUGGUCCAGCGUGGUGGAUCCAACGGCGAGAUCUUAAGGAUUCGAGAGGAGAUGGAGAGGAAGAGGAUUUUAGAGAUCAAGGCUGAGAGGGUAAGGAGGAGCCUCUCAGGUUCGGGUCUUGCUUUGAAUGUGGGCUUAGGUGAUGGUAACGAGUCGAGGCUUAUUGUGGACUCGGGUAAGAGGUCCAUGUCCGAAAUUACGAAUUUUUCGAGAGUGCAAAAUAUGAGAGGGGUCAAUUUUGGUAAUAGUGAAUUCGGGGAGGGCAAUUUGGGGAAUAGGAAGGAGGAGAGGGUGAGGAGGCUAUGGAUUCCCAUAGCGAGGAGGACGGUGCAGUGGCUUGUGGGCAGAGAAAGAAGGCCUCAAAUGACCAAACAGGACUCCAUUGUGUAGAGAGAGAUAUUACUAUGAAAAUAAUUCCACAAAAAUAAUUCCUAAAGUUUUUGUGCUCUAAUUUUUGUACAAAUGAUUAUAAAUAGUUCCUAAAGUUUUUGUGCUCUAA